AUGGCGCCGUCAGCAUCGAAGCUGUAUUUUGCAGUUCAAGAUGUUGUCAUACAGAUGUUGAUAUAUAAACUGAAAAAGAGGAUGGCUCGAAAGAAAAAGCGUUGGUGGGUUAGAGGAUGGGUAGCAAGGAGACAUCUGGGUGCAGUACAGUUAAUUUCCGAAUUAGCAGAUGAAGAUCCUGAGAGCUAUACAAACUAUUUUCGAACGAGUGAAGAUUGCUUCAACUUUUUAUUGGAUAAAGUAUCUGACAAAAUCACUAAGCAGGAUACGACAUGUCGAGCAGCAUUGACACCAAAAAUAAAACUUCAAAUUACGCUGCGAUUUCUAGCAACUGGGAAUAGUUUGAAGUCAUUGUCAUACGAAUUUAGAGUGGCACCAUGUAGUAUAUCAAAAUUUCUACCUGAUGUGCUAAUCGCAAUCUAUGAAGCAUUAAAAGACUACAUUCAGGUACCAAACACAGAAGAAUGUUGGAGGGAGAUAAUGGAUGGCUUCAAUGAUAAAUGUAAUUUUCCAAUGUGUGGUGGUGCAAUCGAUGGCAAACAUGUUCAAAUCCGAUGUCCAGCACAUUCUGGAAGUGACUAUUAUAAUUAUAAGGGCACAUUCAGUAUUGUCCUCCUAGCAGUUUGCGACAGUGAAUUAAAAUUCAGGUAUAUCAAUGUGGGCCACUAUGGUCGAGCUUCUGAUGGAGGAGUAUUUGCCAGAUCAAAUUUUAAAAAAAAGUUGGAGGAAAUGUCUUUGAACGCCCCUGAAGGAAUGGUUUUAUUGGGGGACCAGGCGUUUCCUCUCACUGACUAUCUUAUGACACCAUAUAGUCGUCGACUAAAUUUAUCGAAAAAACAAAAAAUUUUCAACUACCGACUAUGCAGAGCUCGCCGGACUGUAGAGAAUGCCUUCGGAGUGUUGGUUAGCAAAUUUCGUAUACUUGAAAAGCCUAUUGCUCUACUCCCAGAAACUGUGGACAAAAUUAUAAAGACAUGUUGUGUCUUGCAUAACUGGCUGAAGACCCGAUCAUCAACCUACAUUGAGCCAGGACUGAUUGAUGAAGAAAACUCAGAAACAGGAGACUUAGUGGAAGGAUCAUGGCGUACUAUAGCACAGAACUCAUUUAGGCCACUGGGUAAUUUCAGUGGAAACCAUUCGAGAAAUGCUCACCGGAUACGCGAGCAUUAUACUGACUACUUUGUUGGGCAAGGGCGUUUAGAAUGGCAAGAUAGGAUGAUUUAUUAAAUGCAAAAUCAUAUUGGAAGCUGAUAAUAAAAAACUUACCAAAUUUUCUGUGUUUUCUCUGGCAUAACCAUCAGUAUUUUUUAAAAAAUCCAUAUGAGGGAUCCAUGGUAUUUUAGAGAUAUACUGUUCAUCGGUUGCCAUACCAGUAGUAUUAGAUUUUUUUGUCUUCAUUACUUCAUUGUUGUAAGUAUUACGAAGUGUUCGUAUUUUGCAAAUUACAUCUUUUACACUUUCCAUCUGCAUAACCUCCAUAAUUGCUUUGUACCCCGCGUCUCGGGCAUCUCUAUUUUUGUAGUCAGG
This is a messenger RNA of Acanthoscelides obtectus, 1527 nucleotides long. The record is from the annotation of a GenBank genome assembly. Lineage: Eukaryota; Metazoa; Arthropoda; Insecta; Coleoptera; Chrysomelidae.